ACACGUGAGAAAUUCCGCUAUUUCUCUGGUGAUCGUCUGGUGAUUUUUUCACGCGAACGACAUGAUAAUUCUCCCCAGCAGAGCGGAUCUCUCGCGCUCUAGGUUAUGUCACGCGAUCCCGCGCGAUCAGUCUGUCCGCCUCGCUGAACAAGCGCGUCGACGAGCGCCCGUAUGUCGAGUUUUAGAGUCUCGGGAAGGGUUUAGGCAUUUCGCGCCCUAAGGUUGCCCAGUCUGGGGCCCGGAAACGCGGCAAACCACCGGCGUCGUAUCCAUGUAACAGCUGCGCUGUCGUCUGCACGACGCGAUGCUAGCGUACGUUCGCUCGCCUCGUUCGAACACGAGCAGAACCGCUCGUGUUCAGGCAUGAUCAGGAGUCUGGGUCCUUACUGCGGCACUGGCAAGUUGUAUGCACGCGGACACACGCAGACUCUCGUGCACAAGCUGUUGGGUAACCGAGUAGAACCACCAGCCGGUAGUGUAUGCAUCGGCUCUCGUUCCAAAGCGCUUGGCAGGUCCUCCGCGAGCAACAUGAACGACACGUUCAGAUUCACCGAUUACGACUGCAUCGGCUUCGACCUGGACAACACCCUGCUGCGCUACAAUGUCACGAGCCUGGUGCGCAUGGAGUACGAGGAGCUAGCUGGGUUCCUGGUGAACCAGCGGGGUUACAGCGGGGCGCACCUGCUGAAACCGUUGACGGAAGAUGACCUGGACUUCAUGCAGAAAGGCCUGAUGCUGGAUCUGGAAAGGGGGAACGUGCUCAGGGUGAGCCCGGACGGCGUGAUACGCAGGGCGUCGCACGGAUCGCGGCUGCUGAGCGUCGAUCGCAUCAAGGAGAUAUAUCCUGAGCAGAGGUGGGACGUCACGGACGCGUACUGCAGCGACAUGCUGUCCGCCUGGAACGGCCCGCCGUCCAAGAAGAUCAGGAGCCUCCUGGAUUACUUCGACAUGUCGGCGAGCAUCGCGUUCACGCGGGCGGUCGACACGCUCGACGAGGAGCGCGGAUCGCCCUUGGACAGAUACAAUGUCUGGCCUGACAUCCUCGACGGGCUGUUCUACAUGUUCUCCAGGCAACACUUUCGAGAGCGCGAGGACGGGUUCUUCGGCCGUGUCAAGAGAAACCCGGAGAAAUACCUGCGCAAGUGUAAUCCAGAAACGGUAUCGUGGCUGAGGAAGCUGAAGGAGAGGUCCGCCACCUUCCUCAUCACCGGGUCGAACGCGGACUUCGCCAACUUCACCGCGAGCUACGCCCUCGGCGAGGACUGGCGGUCGCUCUUCGACAUCGUGGUGUGCUACGCGAGGAAGCCGAGCUUCUUUACUAGUGCUCGGCCAUUCCUGAACGUGAAUGUGAAUUAUGAUGAGGUCAACGUCAACAGCCAGUGCCUGAAGCGAGGCGAGAUCUACAGUCAGGGCAACUGGAACGAUCUAGUGAAGUUUCUGACUAGUAUAACGGGGAAGGCUGAUCAGCGGUGCUUAUACGUUGGCGAUAAUCUUAUACAGGACAUUUACGUGCCAAAUGCGUACAUACGUUGUGACACGCUGGCUGUGAUCGAGGAACAGAUGUCGGAGGGAAUGCUUCAUCACGGGUUGACGCAUCCGGACGAGAAAAUCUUGAACUCGAAAUUAUGGGGGUCGUUCUUUUGCUUGAAAGACUCGACGGUCAACGUAGACUCCUUGUGGGGACACGUUAUAAAGAAACACGCGAAGCUCUGUAUACCGGAAAUUGACGUAGUCGUGCAGAGACCUUUGGAAGAGCCCAUUCCUUCCUUUGAUAAAGACGGGAAAUUGUAUCGUGGAUAUUAUCCCGCUGUACCACUUAGCAUAUCAGCUAUGUAAUAUAGUAUUAAGACGAUUUUAUUACCGCAAACAAAGUCAGAUCCUUUUAUUACGGAAAAUUUCACCAAUUUCAUGGAAAUCUUGAGUGUUCAGUCUGCAGGUUUUAGAUUUAAUGUACUUAAUAUACAUAUAUAUGUACAAUAUAAAUACAUUUGUAUUGUAAGAAAGAUCUUUAUAAGAUUCGUUGAAAACACUACAAUGCUUCCUACAGUACCGCAACCUUUAUAAAAUAAAAGCAUACAAAAAAAAUAA
Messenger RNA from Ooceraea biroi (clonal raider ant), 2088 nucleotides. It is a transcript of the gene Nt5a, whose product is annotated as 5' nucleotidase A. Gene Ontology annotation, molecular function: 5'-nucleotidase activity. Lineage: Eukaryota; Metazoa; Arthropoda; Insecta; Hymenoptera; Formicidae. The record is from RefSeq and is a predicted model, not a curated record.